Molecule: messenger RNA, 656 nt
Organism: Sinocyclocheilus grahami
Lineage: Eukaryota; Metazoa; Chordata; Actinopteri; Cypriniformes; Cyprinidae
Product: neuron-specific protein family member 1-like
Exons: 4
Coding region: 120-563 (147 amino acids)
Biological process (GO): endosomal transport; clathrin coat assembly
Cellular component (GO): membrane; endosome
Molecular function (GO): clathrin light chain binding
Source: RefSeq, a predicted model, not a curated record
GACAUCAAACAGCAGCGACGGGAGCGGAUGCGCUUCAGUCAACACACACACACACACACACCGCCAUAAUAACAGUAGCUCUCCAUCAGCAUCAGCAAGACAUCCGCAGGGGAAGCAAUAUGGUGAAAUUAGGCAGUAACCUGGUGGACAAGAUGGAGAGACAGCCGUCUGUGGAGGACGGUUUUGACAACAUCCCCCUCAUCACUCCACUGGAGGUCGGCCAGUUACAGCAGCCUUUCCCUGAUAAGGUGAUUGUGAAAACCACAGCAGAGUAUCAACUGAAGGAGAAGAAGAGGAAGCUGUAUGUGCCGAGCAUCAAGAAACUAAACAUAAACCUUUAUGAUGAGAUGUCAGAGAAGCUCAAGCUGACUGGGUUGAUUAUUAUCACCUUGGCGUUCCUGGCGUGUCUGCUUCUGUUGGUCAUGUAUAAAGCGCUGUGGUACGAUCAGCUCGGCUGCCCUGAGGGCUUCGUUCUCCAGGUACCCAGUAUAUCACAAAUACACCAUGCUGAGAACAUUUGUGGGCUACUUUACAAACCAUUUUUUGGUCUGAAAUGUAGAUGACAAAUCACACUUCUGUAAACAAAUGUCUUCACUUGUGGCUUUAGUGAAAACUAGCCAGUGGUUGCCACCGGUAUGACAUCUCAACAUGAUUUU